GCACAUGCGCAUUGUCCGCAAGCGAGGAAUUUGUUGUUGUUUACAUCGUUACUUGUGAAAAAUUAAUCAUCGUCUUUCACACCUGCAGCUUUAAUAUGGUAUAAGUGUGUAACUAGAGCAAUGGAAGGCAAGGAAAAGACGAUGCAGGAGGUGAAUGUACGAGUGGCUGUCAGGGUGCGGCCCAUGUUACCAAAGGAGAAGGUAGGAGGGGAUGAAAUGUGUGUAAAGAUAAUACCUACUACAAAACAGCUGAUCCUUGGCAAAGAUCGUGGAUUCACAUUCGAUGAAGUCCUUUCUCCAAAAGCUACACAGGAAGAGUUGUAUACAUUGUGUGUGGAGAAUUUGGUCAAGUCUAUAUUUGAGGGUUACAAUGCAACAGUGUUUGCUUAUGGACAAACAGGAUCUGGUAAGACAUACACUAUCGGAGGUGGGAAUAUCUCGCCAGUGACAGAGGAUGAAGAUGGUAUCAUUCCACGGGCAGUCAGACAAAUGUUUGAUACACUCAGUAUUGAUAAGAGUGUGAACUACACAGUGAAAGUAUCGUAUAUAGAGAUAUACAAAGAGGAGUUGAGAGAUUUACUCGAACUGAAUGUAGACAACAAACCUGAUCUACAUGUUAGAGAGGAUGAUAAGGGAAAUACUGUGAUAAUUGGUGCCCGAGAGGUAGAAUGUGAGAGCCUGGAUGAGGUGAUGUCUCUGUUGGAGACGGGAUCAGCAGCCAGACAUACUGGAGCAACAAAUAUGAAUGAACAUUCCAGCAGGUCUCAUUCUAUCUUCACUAUAACCAUAGGUCAAAUGUGGACAGAGAAUGAUGUUUUAGCAAGUAAAAGGAAACCUGAUGAUGAUACUGAUAUAAUUGAUGAUGAGAUGAUAUAUAGCACAGAUAUAGACAAGGAGAUGACUCACAAUAUGUUUGGAAAGUUCCACUUUGUAGACUUAGCUGGUUCUGAGAGGGCACACAAAACUGGAAAUGUUGGGGACCGAUUCAAAGAAUCUGUACAUAUCAACUCAGGCUUGCUAGCUCUAGGAAAUGUGAUCAGUGCUCUAGGAGAUCCCAAAAAGAAAUCCACACAUAUCCCUUACAGAGAAUCCAAAAUUACAAGAUUACUUAAGGAUUCCCUUGGAGGAAAUGCUAAAACAUUGAUGAUCUGUUGUGUAAGUCCAUCAGCAGCUAACUUUGAUGAAAGUUUGAACGCACUGAAAUAUGCAAAUAGGGCAAGAAACAUCCGGAAUCUUCCAAUCGUGAACAGAGAUAUCCAGUCUAUCAGGUUUGAGGAGAUGCAGACAGAAAUUAAGGCAUUGAGAGAGGAGCUUGCAAGGCAGAGAACGACGGUUACCAGGGGUAACACAGGAUGGGAGAAUGAUCCAGACCUGGCAGCGAAAUACGUCAGUCAGAUAAAACAUCUAGAAGAUCAAGUUGCAAGGUUACAAACAGAAUGUGGUAACUACAAGAUGAUAGCAGAGGAGGCCUAUAGACAAUUCCUGCAGAUACAGGGCAAGGAUAUAUUGACACAGAGUCAAGAUGGAAGACUGAGAGACUGGCUCGAUCUCAUGGAAGAGCAUAUGGACACGUCACAGUUGCAUGGAUCUGUUGAGAUCAAGUGCAAAGUUCCCCAGAAGUUAAAUAAGGAAGAGUGGGAGAGCCAGACUGUAAAAGAUUUACAGAAAGAACUUAAGAAGGCAAAAGAAGAUUUGAAGAGUGAUGAAGAUAUUUUUGCAGAGAAAGCGAGAGAAGUUAUAGCAUUGAAGGCUAGACUAGAAGAAAUGGAAUCACUGUUGGAGCAGAGAGAGAAGACGUUGGUAGAAGGGGAUGAGAAGUUGCAGCAACAAGAGCAACAACUGAUAGAACAGAACAUGAAGAUAGAGGAACUACAGAAAGCUCUAAAGGAAACGGCUUUAACUACAAGAACAGUAGACACACAGUUCACUCAGGUAACGUUGAUAGGUGACAGCACAAAUCUCAGUGAAGGUCAGGUGACAGCCAGUGCCCCAGUCACAUCAAGACAAGCCAGCAGGCCUAAAUCUGUACCUAUACAUCUACAUAAACAUUCAGACAUGAGGUAUUCACAACUGCGGCCACCAUCUCGUAAUAUCAAAACUAGUCCGGCAUUGUUCACACUGGAACGAGUAAUGAAAAGUUUCCGUGCUCGCAGUCAGUUGCUCGUGUCACGUCUGGAGGAUGGAGAUGAGGUUUUGCACCUGGACUUUAGUGAUGGAGAAGACAAUGCUCAGAACGUAGAUAGUGAUGGUGAUGAAAUGAGAGGGAAAAAGUUGAUCAGGCUCAGGGAAGGAACGUUUGUACGUAAAGGAACAUUUAGAAUAAAGAAAGGCAAAUCAGAGGAGAACAAGGAAAAUGCCAUUCCAGAAAUCAGGGUGGGCAAUGAAGAUGGAGAUAAGCAGCAGCUCAGUGUACAUACAGGUGAUGGCAACGUUGAGGUUGGACGUAGUCAAGAGGUACAGAAGAAAAUCAAACAAGCACAGCUCAAGAUGCUUGAAUCUAACAAGAAAAUCAGGGACUUAGCUAUAAAUAUUAAAUUAAAGGAGCAACUAAUAAGGGAAUUGGUGAAGACAGGAAAAGAUGCUGAGCAAAUGAAUAAACAAUAUGCAGGAAAAAUUGCUGCCCUAGAAAAGGAGAAAGAAGUGGUUAAACAAGAAUUAUCAGAGACACAGAAAAUGUUGGCAGGCAUAGAGACCAAAGAACACCAAGAAACUGUUGAGAAAGAGAAACUUCUCAGUGAGUAUAAGAAGAAAGUAGAGGCAGCUAAAGCCAAGAUGACAGUGCUACAGAGAAAACAAAAGGAGACGGAGAAAGUUGCUAGUAUCUCCAACCAGAAUGAUAAAAAAAUUUCUGAUUUGGAGUUAGCAGUAGACAGGAUGAAACAACAGCAAGAAAAUUUACAGAAACGUCUCAAGGAAGAGUCAGAUAGGAAAGUGAAAUUAGAGAGGGAGAUGCAGAAGGAGUUACAGAGAGUUACAGAACUGGAGAUCAAGAAUGAGCAACAACAAAAAUUACUAAAACGUAAAAAUGAGGAGAUUGCAUCGGCAAAGAGGAGAUUGCGGAAUGGCAGUGCUGGUACGCUGCCUCCAAUAAAUGGGGAAGAGCAUGAUAAGAUAGAGGAACAGAAGAGGUGGUUGGACUCAGAGAUUGAGAAAAUGGUGCAACAGAGGCAGGAAGUAGAACACCUUCAAGAGGAGUUAAGGAAGAGGGAGGAGAUGAUAUCAAGGAAAGAAGCCCUGCUGUCAGAGAGAAGUGAGUUGGAAAUGAAAAAACUCAGAUCUAGUCAAGUUGUAAAUAAGAGUUUGUUGUCUGUAUCAAGCAAGUUAGACAUGGUUGAACGCAAACUGGAAGAGAAAUCACGAGAACUGGCCCAGACUCCAGAUCUUCGUGCCGAGCCACUGAAGGAAGAUAUAGAAAAGUUAUGUCAGACACGUGAUAAACUGCAAAAACAGAGGGCAUUGUUAGAUGAGAAAUUACAUGGUGGUAGUCUGUUGUCAGGAAAUGAAGAAAGAAGGUUGAUAGAGUUAGAUGAGGGUAUUGAGGCAUUAGAUGCUGCCAUAGAGUACAGGUCAGAAACAAUACGCAGUAAACAGCUAGAGGUCCGACAUUCACAGGCACUUGCUCAGAGUGAAGAUAACUUUGUGAACCGAAUGAACUCCCUAUCAGCACAAGAUCUUAAAACACUUCUUGCCAAGUAUUUUGAAAAGGUUGUUAAUCUUAGAGAACAAGAAAGAAAAUUCAGUCUACAUUCUAGUGAAAUGGAGGUAAAAAUAGAUGAGCAGGAGAGACUGAUACGAGAGUUGGAAGGUACGUUACAGAGAUCUGCGGUUGAGAUAGACCGGCGACUGAUGGCCCAGCAGAAAGAGUAUGAACAGAAGAUACAGUUGUUGAUGCACCAGCUGAUGGAAAAUGGAGGAAACUCGAAUAAUAAUGUCAUUAAUGGCCAUGAUCCAGCCAUCGAGCAGAGGGUGACUCAACUGGAGAAAGAUUUAUAUUACUAUAAGAAAACAAGCCGAGAGUUGAAGAAGAGAUUAAGAGAGUAUGUCUCUAGUGGAACCAUUCCUGCACAAGAAAUGGAUUUACGAGCUUCUGUGCAAAGUAGCCUUGGGGAUGCUGGUGACAACCAGAACAAUAACCAUGGGAACAGUCACUCACAGAACAGAGAAUCACAUUCUGCAAGGUCUCGAGACCACAGAACUGCUGUUGAUCGGUUGCGAGAUGAUGGCGGUAGACUUGAAAGAUCAAAAGAGGAUGGUAACAGGCCUAGUUCUGGAAAAAUAGGGCAUCAUCUAUCAUCAAAUGUAACACCUGUAAAAAUAUCCAGGAAAGAUCUUCGUCUGAUGUCGGAGGAGGAGAUUAAAAUGCGGAGGUCUAAUUUAAAAGAUAGUCAUGCGGAACAGCAAUCACCCCAUGAUUCUUUAGAUCCAGGAGGGAAGAAUCCAUGGGGUUGAACACAGCAUUGUGAAUAUCAUAGACAAAUCAGGGUGUGAUAUUUAUUAUAUUUAUAGAGUUUUUGUUGUGCUCUUCAAAGAGGAUUUUAUUAUAGAGGCUAGUCCUUACAGAAACCAGAAAAACAUUCCAAGUUCAUAGAACAGUGUGAGUUUAAAUUGGAUGGUUCCAGGCAGUCAUUAUGAGUGUGGUACCAGUAAAGUGUGAUGUAAAGGGUAUCAAUUAAUAGGUGUAAAUGGUAUCAAUAAACUUAGAUAUAAAUGAUACCAGUUAACCUAAAAGUUAUCAUUAAACUUAUAUGUAAAUGGUACCAGUGAACCUAGAUGUAAGUGGUAUCAAUUAACUGACGUAAAUGAAAUCAUUAAACUUAGAUGUAAAUGGUACCAAUGAACCUGGAUGGAAGUGGUAUCACUAAACCAAUAUGGAAAUGGCAUUACUUAGUAAAGAAGACACAUAAUAUGUCAUCUUAUAUGCUGUGACAUUUCAUAACCAUGUGUCACAUGUUGUACUUCCAAUUCAGGAAGGAAACUGAAGGAAUUUUAACUUGUGUAAAGGGUAGAAAUAAAGUUAUUUAUACAUGUAUUUAUUGAGAGAUGUCAAAAUAAUGUUCACUGCCAUGUGAAACUUGACAAAAAGCCUACUGCAAGUCAUCAUUAUACAUACCUUGCAGCUGUCUGGACGUUUUACCAUUUAAACAAUGCUAAAUACUGCUGAAUACACCAAAAUGCCAUGAACUAGAAAUCCAUUUGCAGAUAAUAAAAACCUGUGUAUUUUUAUGCCCCCCUUUGAAAAAGGAGGGGUAUAUUGUUUUGCAGAUGUCGGUCGGUCGGUCGGAAUGUAGACCUAUCCGUUUCCGGAUGAUAACUCAAGAACGCUUGGGCCUAGGAUCAUGAAAGUUGAUAGGGAGGUUGGUCAUCACCAGUAGAUGACCCCUAUUGAUUUUGAGGUCUGUAUGUCAAAGGUCAAGGUCACAGUGACCCUGAAUAGUAAAACGGUUUCCGGAUGAUAACUCAAGAACACUUGGGCCUAGGAUCAUGAAAGUUGAUAGGGAGGUUGGUCAUGACCAGCAGAUGACCCCUAUUGAUUUUGAGGUCAGUAUGUUAAAGGUCAAGGUCACAGUGACCCUGAACAGUAAAACAGUUUCCGGAUGAUAACUCAAGAACGCUUAGGCCUAGGAUCAGGAAAGUUGAUAGGGAGGUUGGUCAUGACCAGCAGGUGACCCCUAUUGAUUUUGAGGUCAGUAUGUCAAAGGUCAAGGUCACAGUGACCAGGAACAGUAAAAUGGUUUCCAGGCAAUAACUCAAGAACACUUGGGCCUAGUGUCAGGAAAAUUGAUAGUUAGGUUGGCCAUGACCAGCAGAUGACCCCUAUUGAUUUUGAGGUCAGUAUGUUAAAGGUCAAGGUCACAGUGACCCUGAACAGUAAAACAGUUUCCGGAUGAUAAUUCAAGAACCCUUAGGCCUAGGAUCACGAAAGUUGAUAGGGAGGUUGGUCAUGACCAGCAGGUGACCCCUAUUGAUUUUGAGGUCAUUAGGUCAAAGGUCAAGGUCACAUUGGCCAGGAACAGUUAAAUGGUUUCUGAUCUUCUUGUCCAAAACCAUAGGGCCUAGGGCUUUGAUAUUUGGUAUGUAGCAAAAUCUAGUGGUCCUCUACCAAGAUUGUUCAGAUUAUAUCCCUGGGGUCAAAUAUGGCCCCACCCCUAGGGUCACAUGGUUUAUAUAGCCUUAUAUAGGAAAAAACUUUGAAAAACCUCUUGGCCUAGGGCUUUGAUAUUUUGUAUAUAACAUCAUCUAGUGAUCCUCUACUAAGAUUAUUCAAAUUAUUCCCCAAGGGUCAAAUAUGGCUCCGCCCUGUGGGUCACAUGGUUUACAUAUACUUAUUUACAGUGUGCAUAUAAUUUCUGUUCCUUGUGCAAUAACUAAAUGCAUCAAGGGGGGCAUUUCGUGUUCGACGAGCUCUUGUAUAUAUUGUAUCUGUUUUGUAAUGUUGAAAUACUAUUACAUACAUAUCUAUUAGUGUGCUGACACUUAAAUUGUUUUCUCGAGACUGAUGAAAGUUGGCUUUAAAUGUUUUUUUUGUCCGUCCUCUAGAAACUAAACAUUCCACUAGUAUACUAUGAUUGAAUUGCUAGGUGUUUGAUCCAAUUUCUAUUUUAACUUUAUCUGAACUCAAUUUUAGAGAAUGUGAAUUAGAAAAGUAAAGAUUAAGUCAUUUUAUGAUCAAGGAAAAAUUUAGGUUUGUCAUUUUUUCCCCUGAGUUUCUUUUGUUUAUGUCUGAGAAGAGAUGAAAUGGAAAUCUUUCUAUUAAUAAAUUAACCAACUGGAGUUAUAAUAGUAGCUCGAUCUGGGAUGGUGUAUUCAGCUUAAAUGGAUUUUUGCCAGAUCAGAACUCAUGAAGCACGCAAGUGCCGAAUGUGAUCCAGCCUAGCAAAAUCCACGAUAGCCGAAUACAUAAUAAUAGAUCUAGCUACCGUUUUAAUGACCAUUUUAUUUGUAGCUCCACCUUUUAGUUUGUUGUUUUGUUAUUGAACUAAAUCUUCAACGUUUUUAUGCCCCCGGCAUCUACUGAUGCGGGAGGCAUAUAGUGAUUGUCCUAUUCGUUCGUUCGUCCGUCCGUACAAGGUUAACCAAAUGGGACCGUUUCGUCUAGCAUCUGUCUGUUCAUAUUUAUUUGUCAAAAACAAGCCGAAUUGUUUUACAAAAUUUGUAUAAACAACUUUAUCAUGAGUAUGUACUGUUUGCAACUGGGAUCAGUAUCUAGCAAUUCAUUUACCAGUAUUACUGUAUUGUUAAUUGUUCAGUAAUUGUUCAUGACAUGACAUGUUAUAAUGUUGUUCUCUGUUAUAUUUACCUGUGAUCUGUUGUGUCCUUUUUCACCAAAAGAGUAACCCUGAACCAUGUCUUGUUAUAACAUGUGACUAGCUCAAGUAGUUCUAGAUUAGAAGUUUCUUUCUUGGAUGGUCAGUUGUUCUCCUUGAAAAGUUGACCAUCCUUUAUGUUUGACAACAUUUCACCACAGUUUCAGGUAUAGAAUUUACCAUUAAAUGCAGAAAAUAAACAUAAAGUUAUCAUUCGUGUGUUUGUGAAAUCUUUAACUAGAAAUAGUAUUAGCAUGGAAUUUGGUAGUUUCACUCGAAUUAUUUGUGAAUUUCAAAUUUUAAGGAGUAAACACCCAUGCCCCCACCCCACCACCCUCAACACACAUCCCUCUCCCUAUUUAUUCAUUAGAUACCAAAUACCUCUGUAAUGCUUCAUAAAGAUAAAUUAAUGGGGGGAAAAUUUGAUACUGUCAGGCUCGCAGAAUUGAAAUGUCCGGUUUCAUUACUCAUUAAAUGAAAAUACAAGCUGCAGUGUAAAAUUAAUGCCAGUUACCAGUUAACAUUGUAUUUGUCUGCUUGAACUAGAAAAGAAUCUACUGAGCUUUAUAAGUUAAAGAUCUUAUAAGAACUGUCUCACAUAAUUUAUGAAUCUCAAGAACUAUUAGAAUUACAAACCGUCCUUACUUGACUGUGAUAGUUAAUUAGUGUAUUUGUUUUAUUCCUAAUUUUAGUAUUAUAGAGUACAUGUUUGUAUUUCUGUAGUUUUCUUUUUUUAGGUUAAGGUGUAAAAGUUAUAGUAAAAUGUAAUAUUGUAUUAAAUCAGCAUAUUUGUUAUGUUUUGCUCUUAAUAAAAACAUACUUACUAUGAUAAUGAAUAAAAACUGCCAAAUAAGCUGAUGAGGUGCAGCAUGAGAAAGGCUGAAGUGAAUGUUCUGCACAGAACACAGAAAAUAGACUUCCACCUCUGAUUUAUGUGGGGAAGUUGUUGGAUAUUUAGAGAGUCCAGGAACCUUUGGAAGGUGUGGUUACGUUACUAGAAUAGUAUCGAAAAUUUUAUGUUAAACCUGUCAAAAAAAAAGUUAGGAAUUUGACAGACAUUUGUCUGGCAUUCAAUGGAAUCACUUUUGAACACUUCGUAUAUACUGAUUUCAUGCAAUAUUUGCCAUUGUCUAAAACUGUUUGAAGUAUAUUUCUAUGUUCUGUUGUUAGUUAUAUGGUAUUGUCAUUCGUAAUGCAUAUAGAGUCAAACUAUGUUAACUCAAACUCGGAUAAUUCGUAUACCACCCUUCUCCCGAACUCGUCGUCCAGUCCCGGAAAAAUCCCUGUAUAAUGAAUUUUGUUCAAUAACUCAAACAGCCAAUCACUCAAACAAUCUUUGCCGGUCCUGUUUAGUUCAAGUUAAUGAAGUUUGACUGUAUAAAGAAGAAAAAUGUUACCUGAAUAUGAAUAUUUUGAAUUGUGGUAUUGUAAAUUUAUUUCACAUUACUUUUAACUCGCAUUUUGUAGUUGAUUAGAAAAUUAUUUCUAAGAGAGCCUUGCCAUUCAUGCUGAAGCCUUGUCAGAGUUUUUCAAAGAUUUUUGUUGUUGUUUUAGUGUUGCCAGUCUUUGAGGCUGUACAUGACAGAUAUAUUGUUCAAUUCUCAGAAGUUAGUUUUUACAUUUUUACAUACACAUAUCAGACAGCAAGUGUAGUGUCUAUUAUAAACAGUGUAGGCUGUUAUCUAUUUAGCAUGACUAUCUAGAGUUGUCAUAUGUAAUUGGAGGUAGAUCGUUAGAACUUGAACGUAAACUUCAAACAAAAAUACUAAAAACAAAAUGUUUACAUGAUAAAAACUUAUCUAGUUAGUUAUAUAGUUAAUCAUUCUUCUUAAUGUUGUGGAAUUUUGUGUAAAUGAGACGGCACAUCAGACAUAAAUGGGCAGGGAAUGCACUUGACCCUGUGUCUGAUUAGCUACCCUGCAUUACUAUACUUUCAGGUCUUGAAAAAAAUUUAGGGUACUGGUGCCUGUAUAGGUAUAAGAAAACUACUGCCUUACGUUUCAGUUGUCCAGAAAAAAGUGCAAUUAGUGCUGGAAUACACUUCCAUCAUUUUUCGUUCAUAUGUGACUGUCAAAGUGCUGUCCUUAGCCAUUAUGUGUUCAUUACUGUAGUGUUGUGUAAACUUCAGGUCAGAAUACUGAAAACCAAUUACUGUGAAUUCAUUCAUUUUCGUGGGCCCAAAAUUUCAUUGUCUUGACAAAAAUGGCUACUUCAUUGGGAUACACAGAUUUCAACUUUUGAACACGAAUAUGGAUUUUACUUGUUCAUUGAGAUUGGACUAUAUAUGGACUGGCUUAACUUCGAAGUCCUCGAAAAUGUGUCACCCACGAAUAUCAAUGAUUUCACAGGUUACACGUGUGCUAUUAUUAACUUUUCAAGUUAUAUUAAAGAAUAGGAAUUUGAAGUGUUUAUUAGGAAAACUGUAAAUAAAGAUAGAGGUGACCAUUAAGCUCCGAAAAGUGGAAAUGGUGCUUUAUGUGACAUACUUUCUUUUAAUUGGGCGUAUAGAACAAGCAACCAGUAGAUGAAGAACCUUAAUCUCUAAGCACUUGAGAAGAUUGAAACAAGUUCUUGCUAUAUUUUUUUUUUGAAAGAUUUAUAAGGAUACAGUUAAAAAGAAAAUUAAGUGCUAAUAUUUUAUACCUUAAAGUGGAUAUUUUACUUUGAGAGAUGUUUUCUGUCCAAAAUAUAAUAAAAAUAGUUACCGUGGAAAUUAUAACUCUAGCCAGUUUAAAUGAUAAUUUAAAAAAAAAGAAUACUGAUAAUAUAAACAAGAACUAUUUCAUUGUUGAUAACUAUAAUAUGUAGGUUCAUAUAGAGUAUGGAUUAAUUAAUGUAAUUUAGAUUAUAUCAUUUUGUGCAUCACAUAUUGUUAAUGUAUAUUGAACUGUGAAAGAUGUAGUUUUAGCUAGUGAUUUAUUCUGCAUUCACUUGCUAAAUAAAGAUUUAAAUAAUAA
Messenger RNA from Mercenaria mercenaria, 10261 nucleotides. RefSeq names its product kinesin-like protein KIF27. Gene Ontology annotation, biological process: mitotic spindle organization; microtubule-based movement. The transcript has 40 exons. Gene Ontology annotation, molecular function: microtubule binding; ATP binding; microtubule motor activity. The record is from RefSeq and is a predicted model, not a curated record. Lineage: Eukaryota; Metazoa; Mollusca; Bivalvia; Venerida; Veneridae. The coding region runs from base 121 to 4449 and encodes 1442 amino acids.